Pieris rapae (cabbage white) is the source of this 3227-nucleotide messenger RNA. RefSeq lists its product as uncharacterized. The record is from RefSeq and is a predicted model, not a curated record. The transcript is spliced from 6 exons. Lineage: Eukaryota; Metazoa; Arthropoda; Insecta; Lepidoptera; Pieridae. Bases 301 to 1716 code for a protein of 471 amino acids.
CAUUCUCCUGUGAUGACUUUUGUCUUUGAUUCAGUGAAAACUGAAACAAUAAACUUCAAUACUUCACUGAACAGUCAUCACUGGACAUUGAUAUUAUUAUCGUCAAGCGUCGCAACCCACACUCCACAGGUCACUUAACUUUCAAGUUUCGACCCGAGUCGGUGCCGGCAGUGAUACUUGUGAUUACAAUUAUUUGAAAUACGGUCUGUUUUUGUUGACAACUCGCGACUAUAAACUGAAAAAUACUUUUUAUUUAAGCUAAUAUCAUCGAGGGAUCACUAAAACAGGAAUCUUAGGAAUAUGUCAGGUAAAAGGAAACAUAUAGAUAUGUAUCUUGGAGAAAUUUUUAAGGAAUUCAUUUCCUUAAAAGACAAGGAUCUCAAAAAAUCACAAGAAGUAUUUAACAGUGUCUUUGAACAGGUGAAACAAAAGAUGGAAGAGCAAUGUAAUUACUUUAGUAAAUAUGCUAAACAGGUACUCUAUGCCGGGAGUGUGUAUGAUGGUAUCAAAGUGACUAAAUUAGAUGAAUUUGACAUGAACAUAGUUAUACGACUACCAAUAAAUUAUGAUGAUGGAGAGGAUGGGAUUAUAUUGGAGAAUGCUCAGCCUGGAUUUGUCAAAAUGAAAAUAAGCAGACCAUUUGAUAAUCUUGAUAAGCAGAAGGAUUGGGAAAACUGUCACAAAGUGACAAGAGAUUGGCGUGACAGUGAUAAAUAUCUUCUCCAAAACAAAUUUCGUCAGUGGUUGCACAGUAUAAUACAGAAGGCCCUUAACGCUAUGAACAAUGAGGUCACAGUUAAUGGUGUGAAGUAUGACUUAAAAUAUAAAUCAUCCGGACCCGCGUAUACAUUGAAUAUUGAAAACAAAACUGAAUCUUUCUAUCUUGAUGUGGAUUUAGUACCUGUCAUACGAUUUAUGCUUCCGCGUUGGCCCAAGGGUUACAGGAAUAUAGAUGACGAUAAAGCUAAAGAUUGGUUAGUGGUACCAAAGCCAAACAAAGCUUUGGAUGCUAAAGAGCAAAACCAAUGUUGGCGGCUCUCGUUUCAGGAGCAAGAGAGGAAAGUUAUGAAAAAUUUGAAGCAGUUGAAAGUUGUCAUAAGAUUGGUAAAAAAACUUCGCGACGUCCUUGGCCUAAAGUAUAUCGCCAGUUAUUACAUCAAAACCUUGUUUCUAUGGAAAAUCCAGAAAAUAAACGACGACAAAUAUUGGGAGAAUAAUAUUGGUCUCAUUUUUAAGGACAUGAUAGAUGAGUUUUAUAAAGCAGUCGAUAAUAAAUGUAUCCCUUACUUCUGGAACGAGAAAAAUAAUCUCAUUGGGGCAAUCAAACCGACAAUUCUGAAGGUGUACGCCGACAAACUCAACGAGGUACUUAAAACCAUUAACGCUAAUGAUCUUGACAAAGUGCCAGAAUAUCUACUAACAUCUGAGGAAUUGGAAACGUUUAAGAAAUCCGAGUUUUAUCUCAGGUUACAAGUGAUUCCAGUCAAACUUUCCAUUGAUAGCACUGACUCUCCAUCCAGUCAAUCAAAGAAAAGUGAUAACUCCAAAGAUAUGAACAAUGUUAUUGAAAACCUAAUGGAUAAAGUUGCUCUUUUAACUAAAAGGGUCAAUGAACAGGAGAUGAGGAUUAAAGCUUUGGAAUUAAAGAAUGGGCAAGCAGAAAUUUUUUCUGGAGUGUGCUAUAACAAUACUCAAGACUUAUUGGUUUUUGAAUAAAACCUUUCAAAAAUGCAACACUGAUUCUUGGGGUUUACAUAAAUUUCAGUUUCACACCUGAUGGGUUUCAACCAUUCAACUUCUCAGUAACACUUGUUCAGAGUACUCCACGCACUUUUUCACCUUUCAGCUUAUAAAAACUUUUAUUGAGACCUCGGUUCUCUACAUUUUUGGUACAACUAUCAAUUGGAGAUAUAGCAAACCAUUGUAAAACUUGCUUUUGCUCUGCUUUCAACUUCUGCGUUAACAAUUCCUCUUGCAACACAUAUUCCGUCUUCGUUUGAAUCGUUAAAUACCAUUUUAAACGUAAUCGCGGGGCUACCAUCAGAUUCCAGUUACUAUUUUCAGCCAGAACAGAUGUAUCACAUAUCACUUCUCCUAUGUAGGAAGAACAGGAUACCUGACUCCUAUAUGAUUCUUCCAUGUCAGUCUUCGGGUAGCUCUUAAUACAAACUUUCUCACUGCCACACCCUUCGGGUUCCAUAAACGCUCGGAACGUUUUCUAGUGUGAAAUCGAUUCUAGCGCUUAUUGGCUAAUCUAGGGUUAUCUCUCUUUUAUCUUCGUCGUAGAAAUCUUGGGGUGAUCACAGCCCAUUCCUAUUUAUGCCUAUUAUCACAUCGGGGUCCAAUAGGUGAUAGUUAGUGGACACAAACGUCGGGUAUUCCAGACCGACAAAUCAGGACGAUCCUAAGACCACGUGUUCCUUGGUUAAGCAAGUCUUGUCUAAAAGCGCCAACCAGAUAACAACUAAUGCCCCCGGUUCUAUAAAAAAAAAAACUUUAGUAUUGCUAUAUUCCUACUCUAUGACAAUGUCUAAGCUUCGUCAAAGUGUAAGUUUGUGUGAUAAGUAUAUUGUAAGGAGUACAAGGAUAGAAAGCAAAUGUUUUGAUCUUAGAAUUAAAUUAGUAAUAAGUUAGAAAUAAAAAAGUAAGAUAAAGGGCCUUAUAAUAAAAAUUAUGAAAAAAUAUGAUUAUAACUGAUUAAAUGAUAUACAUAUAAAUGAUUAAUAAGUGUUUAAUAGAUAUGAUUGUAAUAUUAUUCAAUGAGUAUAUAUUGGGAUUCCAUUAUUAAAUUUUGAAACAUAAAUUAAAAUGUAUUUUAGAUAUUAUUUACGUGUGAAUUACAUUCAUAAAUGUUUGUAGUUAAAAUCGUAUGACAGUUAUAGUAUUGGUAGGCAUUAAGAUUUAUAAUAUUAUGAUUUUUAUAAGAUAAUAAAGUUCCUUUUACAAUAAUUAUAUAAAUAAAUAACUUACUCGAAAUACAGAAUUAGCCAACUUAUAACUUUUUAUGAAACAGAAAAGAGGCUAUCAUCAAAAACCUGAAGCGAAAAAAAUCAAAUAACUUGCAAUAGUUAUUUUUUUCUUACCAACCCAUAUGCAUGUUUCAGUCAACAUUCUAAAAAUAGGAAAAGGUAGAAAAUAAUUUACCACUGCCAACAUAAAAUGUAAUGCCAUUUCGCGACUUGAUUUUUCUAAAGCGAAUUUUGAGAAUAAAGACUUUAAAAAUUGAA